GCGAACUCCAUGGCGGCAUUUUCGACUUAAUAAAUUGCCCGCAACCCCGCCCUGCCGUUCCAGAGUUUCGUGCGAGAAGUCCCAUGGAGAAAGCAACCGUGGCAGUUCAACUGUCGCAGCUGCGGUUGUCUGAGGGAAACUUCUGGUGGUGGUCGACCUGAUGAGCGGACGGCAAAGAACUCUUUUCCAGACGUGGGGCUCGAGCGUUUCCCGAUCCGCCGGGGCUCCGGGUUGCAGCUCCGGAACCGAGCGGCCUCAGAGCCCCGGCAGCUCCGAGACGCCUCUGCCUGCAGCGGCGGAAGCUCAGCCUGAUUCCGACGAUGAUGUGUUGCUGGUUGCAGCGUACGAGGCUGAGCGACAGCUGAGCCUAGAGAAUGGCGGGUUUUGCUACUCGGCGGGGGCCCUGUGGAUUUACCCUACCAAUUGCCCCGUGCGGGACUACCAGCUGCACAUUUCCCGGACUGCUCUGUUCUGCAACACGCUGGUGUGUCUGCCUACUGGGCUGGGAAAGACCUUUAUUGCCGCCGUGGUCAUGUACAAUUUCUACCGCUGGUUCCCCUCCGGCAAGGUGGUUUUCAUGGCUCCCACAAAACCGCUGGUGACACAGCAGAUCGAGGCUUGCUACCAGGUGAUGGGCAUCCCGCAGUCACACAUGGCCGAAAUGACAGGGUCCACUCAAGUUUUCACCAGGAAAGAAGUGUGGUGCAGUAAGAGAGUCCUUUUUCUUACACCUCAAGUCAUGGUAAAUGACCUUUCUAGAGGAACUUGUCCUGCUGCUGAGAUAAAGUGUAUAGUGAUCGAUGAAGCUCAUAAAGCUCUUGGAAACUAUGCGUAUUGCCAGGUUGUAAGGGAACUAGUCAGAUAUACAAAUCACUUCAGAAUCUUGGCUCUUAGUGCUACACCAGGUAGUGAUAUAAAGGCUGUACAACAGGUUAUUACUAACCUGCUGAUUGGGCAGAUCGAGCUUCGUUCUGAAGAUUCUCCAGAUAUUUUGCCAUACUCUCAUGAAAGACGAGUUGAAAAGCUUGUUGUUCCCCUUGGAGAAGAACUUGCAGCCAUCCAAAAGACAUAUAUUCAGAUUUUGGAAGCUUUUGCCAGUUCUUUGAUUCAGAGAAGUGUUUUGAUGAGAAGGGAUAUCCCCAAUCUAACAAAAUACCAGAUAAUUCUGGCAAGAGAUCAAUUUAGGAAAAAUCCAUCUCCAAAUAUUGUGGGAAUACAACAAGGCAUAAUUGAGGGAGAGUUUGCUAUUUGUAUAAGUUUAUAUCAUGGUUAUGAAUUAUUGCAGCAAAUGGGAAUGAAAAAAAAAUAA
Molecule: messenger RNA, 1309 nt
Organism: Lepus europaeus (European hare)
Lineage: Eukaryota; Metazoa; Chordata; Mammalia; Lagomorpha; Leporidae
Product: Fanconi anemia group M protein-like
Exons: 1
Coding region: 161-1309 (382 amino acids)
Biological process (GO): replication fork reversal; double-strand break repair via synthesis-dependent strand annealing; interstrand cross-link repair
Molecular function (GO): ATP binding; four-way junction DNA binding; four-way junction helicase activity
Source: RefSeq, a predicted model, not a curated record